AUGGCACCGCUUCUCACCUAUCUUGUGCCGCUGCUGGCCUUGCCAGCAAUUCAGGCCUGCCCGACCAAGCAUCACAGCAGCUCGUCCUGCGGUCAAUUGUCUGGAAACAAAACAAUCAAGGCAUUCCAGUUAUAUCCCGAGAAUGCCGACUUUGACACAAAGCGCUGCGUUGCGUACUUUAGGUUAGUUGCCUCAAGUUUUAAGAGAAGCUCGGCAUUCCGCCGACGGAAGAACCCAAUGUUCAACUCCACAGUCGCUUCCUGGAACCCCUAUACCUCCGAGAUAGAGACCAUCGAGAUUCCCGGUCUGAGUUUCGACAGUGAGCUUCACUCGAGCGGCGUCCGCGUUGAUCCCCUCGACCGCCUAUCCAUCAUCAUUGAUGCUGGCUCCGCCUUCGACACGGAAGGCAAAAAUAUCACUGGCGACAACAUCCUCGUCAAGUACGAUCUCACGCAGAAGCGGGUGUUGUGGCAGCGCAAUCUGACUGAGUUGACGAACGGCGUCUACGGUGGCUUCCAAGACACGGCACACGGUCCUGACGGCACUACCUAUGCUCUCGGUACCUUCCCGAGCAGUAUUAUCCGUGUCAGCCCGGACGGCAGCAAGGCGGACGCAUUUUACCUCAAGACCCCUGCUAUUCAUACCAUCCACGGCUUUUCUGGUCUCGUCACCGCCCCUGAUGGCAAAUCGAUCCUUGUGGCCGACAGCUCUGACGGCCAACUCUACCGCCUCGACAUUGGCGUUUCUGCGAACAGCACUGCGGUGGCGCCGGUCCGCGUCCCGCUGAAGUCGGCAGACAUAAUUGGUUCAGCACUCGAUGGAGUCUCGAUUCCUUCCCGGUACAACGGCAAGGUUAUUCUUGUCUCUGACAACGUCAACGGGACGGUGGUGCUGCACUCGGAUGACGCCAAGUGGGAAUCGGCCACCGUCCUGGGAUCGGUGCCCAACGGAUACCUUGCAGACGGAGGAUCGAGCGUCACUACGGUACAGAUUGGAGGCAGUGUGUAUGUUGUGACUGAGUGGUUUGGGGAUUCUAAGGUGGCGGGCACGUUGGCCGGUGACCGCUCAGAGUGGCCUCUUGUUGACAUUACUGCUGCUGUCGAUGCCUUUCUGGCUAAGCUGUGA
This is a messenger RNA of Colletotrichum truncatum, 1125 nucleotides long. Lineage: Eukaryota; Fungi; Ascomycota; Sordariomycetes; Glomerellales; Glomerellaceae. The record is from RefSeq and is a predicted model, not a curated record.